Puntigrus tetrazona (Sumatra barb) is the source of this 2524-nucleotide messenger RNA. It is a transcript of the gene gnrhr3, whose product is annotated as gonadotropin releasing hormone receptor 3. Gene Ontology annotation, molecular function: gonadotropin-releasing hormone receptor activity; peptide binding. Gene Ontology annotation, cellular component: membrane. Gene Ontology annotation, biological process: G protein-coupled receptor signaling pathway. NCBI's taxonomy places the organism in Eukaryota, Metazoa, Chordata, Actinopteri, Cypriniformes, Cyprinidae. The record is from RefSeq and is a predicted model, not a curated record.
UCUCCACAGCUCAGUUCGCCAGGAUUCCUCUGCUUCUCUUCAACUGGAUUAUGGGUCAUGAUAGAUCAGGUCCAGGAUGAUCCGGAUCAUCUGGAUAAUCAGGACUUCCUUUAAAUGACUCGAAGAGGAAUCGGUGUGAUGGGACAGAGAGAGUCUGGGGGGAUUCACACGGACAGCCGGGAUCAGAGGAGGAGAUUUUAGCUGCAUUACAGAGAAAUUACUCUGAGAGCGGUGUGAUGUCUGAUAACACAUCACUGGUGUCCGUGUCUAACACGUCUCUCCCGCCGCUGCUGAUGGACUGGACGGCUCCCAGCUUCACUCCCGCGGCUCAGGCCCGUGUCGCCGCCACCAUGGUGCUCUUCCUCUUCGCCGCGGUCAGCAACCUGGCGCUCCUCAUCAGCGUGUCUCGGGGUCGCGGCCGGCGUGUGGCGUCUCACCUGCGUCCUCUCAUCAUCAGCCUGGCCGCCGCCGACCUCAUGAUGACCUUCAUCGUGAUGCCGCUGGACAUGGUGUGGAACGUGACGGUGCAGUGGUUCGCCGGAGACGGGCUCUGUAAGCUGCUGUGCUUCCUCAAGCUCUUCGCCAUGCAAACCUCCGCCUUCAUCCUGGUGGUCAUCAGCCUGGACCGGCAUCACGCCAUCCUGCGCCCGCUGGACUCCCUCAACGCACACCACAGGAACCGGAGGAUGCUGCUGCUGGCCUGGAGCCUCAGCGCGCUGAUCGCAUCGCCGCAGCUGUUCAUCUUCCGGACGGUCAAAGCGAAGAGCGUGGACUUUACUCAGUGCGUCACACACGGGAGUUUCGGCGAGCGCUGGCACGAGACGGCGUACAACAUGUUUCAUUUUGUGACGCUGUACGUGAUUCCGCUGCUGGUCAUGAGCUGCUGUUACACCUGCAUCCUCAUCGAGAUCAACAGACAGCUGCACAAGAGCAAAGCGGGAGAGUCUCUGAGACGCAGCGGCACAGACAUGAUCCCGAAGGCCCGGAUGAAGACGCUGAAGAUGACCAUCAUCAUCGUCCUGUCGUUCGUGGUCUGCUGGACGCCCUACUAUCUGCUGGGCAUCUGGUACUGGUUCCAGCCGGAGAUGCUGCAGGUCACUCCCGAGUACAUCCACCACCUGCUCUUUGUGUUCGGGAAUCUGAACACCUGCUGUGACCCGGUGAUCUACGGCCUCUACACGCCCUCGUUCCGCGCCGAUCUCGCCCGCUGCUGCCUGCCGGACGCCUCGGACUCACCGCGCUCUCUGGACCGGCUCUCGGCCCGACACGAGUCCGACCCGGCCAGCGUCAAGAGCACAUAAAGAUCUCCACGUCUCUGACAGAGCUUCUGGAGAGCCUAGGUCAAAGAGAUUGUGGUGUGUGACGCAGCUCUGAGUGAAUGAAAGCAUCCUGCGAAGUGUUAAAUCUGUAUAAAGUCACUGUCUCUCGAAAGAAAGAGUCGAAUGAGUCGUUUUUUUAAACGAUGUUUGAUGUCAGCAUAAAAGAUUAGCGUAUAGCAGAGCGCAUCGGUCUUCUCUGAAUGAAAACGCAGAUUCAUUCUUCACCACUAGGUGUCUCCCUAGGAGCGUUAAAAUAUCUGUUUCCACGGUAACGCUGUACACAACGCAGAACCGCCUCACAAACGCUGCUUUAUCAGACUCGGCCAAUCACUGCAGAUCACUGCAAAGUUAACAGUUGGGCGAGUUGUUUGGGAGUAAGGUAAAAAUAAAUGCAUAUUAUAAGACGAGUGUUUUUCACCUUGUGUGCAUGUGUACAACUUUUCUUUACCCCGAAUUGCCGCACUUCAAAAAAAAUGGCUAUUUUUGUGCUUAAUAUGCUAUAAAAGUGGUUCUUCGGUACAGCGGUGUGUGUCUGAUUGGAGUUGGCUCAUCAAGACCAGUUUGAAUUGUGCCGUUUCAUGUUAAUUCUCAUUAAACACGUUUUGGAUUAGUUGUAAUUUUAUUAGGGUCUCGUGCGUGAAAACAUGACUGAAGGGAAAUCAUACGAAAGAAUGGAUGAUUUUAUUUAUUUAUUUUUGAGUGCAUAAUAGGAAACCAAUGUCUUCAGAAGAGUUCCAGUAUUAUUCGAUUUUUAAAAUUCCCUUUGUGUAAAGAGUAAUAAAUGUUCAGAAGCGCAGCGCAGCUUUGUUUUCAUGCCGCCUGUCUGCCAUGUUUUUGUUCAGACCAAUGAUAAAAUCAGAUGACGAUAGUCCUGUUAUCAGACGUGUUGAGAUAUUUAGAAUGCACAUUAGCUGAUGUGGAACCGGUUAUAGAGCAGAUGUCAUUUUAUUGAUCAUUCUGACUCAUCCUUCAUCACUUCUUUUUUUUUUAUUUAAACGUAGUGUGUUUCAGUAGACAAGCAAUCCAUUUUUUUCAUCUUUUUAUUUCACCGUUUAUGCAAAGAAAAAGCUGCUGAUUUUAUUUGUUGGCUUUUGUCAUAAAACUUGGGGUGUGUACUUUUUUAAUAUUUCUAGCACAUUUUAAGGCCAUGUUUAACAGUUUUAAGUAUUGUAUAAAAUUGGUAACUCUCUGUAAAAAUGACCUCA